CAUUUCAAACAUUAAAAGGAAUAACAGAAUAAUGGAUGCUAAUUCUGAUAAAGGUUUUGCCAGUGGUAGUUUGGGUGAUGUUGAUGAAUAUUCAAAAAAAGUAUUGAGUGCUUUAAUGACAACUAUCAAAGCAAGUAGUAGUUUGCCUCACUCUUCAGAUGAUUUCGACUUGUACAGCAGCUUUCCUGGUUUUCGCGCAUUCUAUAACAAACAAGGUUCAAGGAUUUUAUCAAACAUCAACUCAUUUCUACAUCAUCAAGGAAUAAAGACUUUGCCACAAACUGAUGGACAAACGAGUAGUGGUAAUGUUGAUGUAGAUGAUCAUUACGAUCGUAUUGUUGAAGCAAAUGACAUGAUGUUGGAACAAAUAUCCACAUUAUUAGAACAAGCUACUGCACCGAAAAAGGACAAUUCACAACCUGAUACUGAUGUCGUUAUUCAGCAACCGCUAGUUUUCAUUCCGAAAACUAAGCCGGUUGUUUCGUCAUGGAACAGAGAAAAUAAAUAUGGCAAACAACAAACUUUCAAAUUAUUCCAUGCACAUAAUAUUAUGAGGCCACAAACGAAAUUCAAAGAUAAAAUUGACAACAGUAAUCUACCUUUUGUUCCAAAAAUUACAGAGAAACCAAAUGCUGUGAAACAGUUACCGAAAGCUUUAGUAAAUUUACAUUCACAGUCAUCUGAUGGUGGUGUUUCACUUGCCAUUGUCAAUUUGGUAAGACAAGGUAGAGAAUAUAACGCAGAAGAUCAAAAUAUAUAUGGUCACCCAUAUGAAACGGAGCUUGCAAAUUUGAAAUUUUUAAACGAGCAGCUUCAAAGAGUCGAACCACAAAAAUAUGAUCCUUUCCCAUCAGAGCCAUGCCAGGUUAUCACGAAUAUAAAUGAAUUGCUAGAUGUUAUUGAGCACUUGAAAUCUUGCCCUGAAUUUGCAGUUGAUCUGGAACAUCAUUCCUAUCGAUCUUUCCAAGGUAUAACCUGUCUCAUGCAAAUAUCAUCGAGAUCAAAAGACUUUUUGAUCGAUACAUUAGAACUACGAUCAGAAAUUCACAGAUUCAAUGAAGUAUUUACAAAUCCUAAUAUUGUAAAAGUAUUUCAUGGUGCUGAUUUUGAUGUGCAUUGGUUGCAGCGCGAUUUUGGAGUGUAUGUUGUUAACAUGUUUGAUACUGGUCAGGCCGCAAGAGAAAUGUGUUUAGGGCAUUUUUCUCUUGAUUAUUUGUUGCAAAAGUAUUGUGAUGUUCAUGCAGAUAAAAAAUAUCAACUUGCGGAUUGGAGAAUCCGGCCGAUACCAGAAGAAAUGAGAAAGUAUGCGCAAGAGGAUACUCAUUAUUUGUUAUAUGUAUAUGAUAUAAUGAAAAAUGAACUUCUGGACUUGGGUGCCUCAGGUCAAGCUUCUGGUACCACAAGACUACUCAAUACUCUAUAUAGAAGUCGUGAUGUUUGCCUACGAAAAUAUGAGAAGUUUCUACUUACGCCUACAUCACAUCUUAAAUUAUAUGAGAGACGGAAAAGCAGAAAACAACUUAAUAACAAGCAACUUGAGCUUCUGAAAUUGCUUUUUGAGUGGAGAGACACGAUGGCAAGACAAGAGGAUGAAAGCCCUGGUUACGUUUUACCUAAUCAUAUGCUUUUUCAAAUCGCUGAAAUCAUGCCCAGAGAGGCACAGGGAGUACUUGCAUGUUGCAAUCCAGUACCACCUCUUGUCCGUCAACAUGUUCAUGCAAUUCAUCAGUUAGUUUUGGAAGCAAGAGCAAAAGGCUCUGGUAAGAAGACAGAUGCAUCACAUAUCAGCACACCGACUGAAGUACCCGUUCCAGCAAAACCUGAUGAAGAUGCUUAUGAUGAUAUAUUGACUUGCCCACAUGACUUAUCUAAUUUUGAUCUUUCUACACCAAACACUAAACCUAAACCGCCGCAAGUAUCGACUGCUCCACAAUCGUCAUUUCUCUGUAACGACGGUCGUCCUCAACCAUUACUAACAGGUCAAUCUAGUAAUCCAACCAGUCAUAUGCAAGAAGCAAAUUGGGAUCCAUUUUCAAAGUAUUUUCCCCCUAAAAAUAAUUUGCCAAACGCACCAACAAAAUGUAUAACAUCUCUUGACGAUGUAAGCUUGAAAACAAUGCUGAGUCUUGAAUAUGCUUGGAAAUUGAAAAAUCUUCAUGGUGAUAAACAAGAGCAAGCAGAAGAGAAGAAGGUUGUACAAAAACAAAAGCAACAAGAAGAAGAUGUUAUUAUAUUGAGUAAUUUACCACAAGUUCAUGGACAGAAGCGUCACCCACAACCAAAUCAAGAUAAAAAGAUGUCGAGACAUGCCAAAAAGAAAGCGAAGAAACUUGCAGUAAAUUCGGAUAUACAACCAUUUGAAUAUACCCAAGAGCAUUAUAAAAGAUUCCAUUAUCAUAAAAAAUGACAUUUUCGGACAUUAUCAACCUACUGUCAUAUUCUAUUAUGGAAUAAUGUAAUUCACAGCUGUCCGUAAUGUGCUGAAUAGUAGUGAAUACGGAGAGAUGCUAUAUCAGAUCCGUCUGGAAGAUAAUAAGUGGUACAGAUAUUUCUCUGUUCAAAAAAUUUUAAUUUGGAUUCACCUACUCUUCUCGACUGCCAAAAUUUUUGCAUGCACUGAUUUAGUUCAUUUAAUGAAAUUCAUUGUCUUUUUGGCCAAAUAUAAAGGAAAUAUUUACAA
Messenger RNA from Styela clava, 2680 nucleotides. Its product is annotated as exosome complex component 10-like. The record is from RefSeq and is a predicted model, not a curated record. Gene Ontology annotation, molecular function: single-stranded RNA binding; nucleotide binding; 3'-5'-RNA exonuclease activity. Gene Ontology annotation, biological process: histone mRNA catabolic process; poly(A)-dependent snoRNA 3'-end processing; nuclear polyadenylation-dependent antisense transcript catabolic process. NCBI's taxonomy places the organism in Eukaryota, Metazoa, Chordata, Ascidiacea, Stolidobranchia, Styelidae. Gene Ontology annotation, cellular component: nuclear exosome (RNase complex); nucleolus.